Messenger RNA from Leptopilina heterotoma, 1973 nucleotides. Its product is annotated as UDP-glucosyltransferase 2-like. Gene Ontology annotation, molecular function: UDP-glycosyltransferase activity. NCBI's taxonomy places the organism in Eukaryota, Metazoa, Arthropoda, Insecta, Hymenoptera, Figitidae. Bases 318 to 1889 code for a protein of 523 amino acids. The transcript is spliced from 5 exons. The record is from RefSeq and is a predicted model, not a curated record.
ACCGAAUGAGCGUUAGCGAGUGAGGUAUAUGUCGCUAGUUUACAUAAUUAUAAUUACGAUGAAAAUUAACUCAUCAAUUUAUUUUAUUCUUUUUCGAAAAUGUUCAAGUAUAGCAAAGUGUAUAGAAAAAGGAGGAAAAAGCAAUUAUUGACAAUUAAGUUAGAAACUAUAAUUAUCACUAUCAGGAAGGAAAAUAUGUACAAGGAGAAUAUGUGGUUACAAAGAGAAUUAAAAAAUAGAUAAAAAUAAAAAUACCGUGUUUAAUACUAUAAUGAAUAUAUUCUAGUUUAACAGUACUUAUACUUUUUAAAGACAAAAUGAAACUUUUAUCAAACGUUACGAUAUUUGUUUUGGUUGCAUUUUUAAAUGUUUUUGUCAAAAGUUAUAAGAUUUUGGGAGUAUUUCCAUUAACUCUAAAGAGUCAUAACAUUUUUUGCCAGUCGGUGAUGAAAGUUUUGGCAAAACGUGGUCAUCAGGUGGACGUUAUUGCGUCGCGAGCACUGGAAAAUACGCCACCAAAUUAUAAGGUUCUUUAUGAUACUCGGAAAAUUGCACCAAAUAAUACAGCUGACGUAACAAUUGAUACGGUGUUUACUAAAUACAGUAGUGAUCCUAUUAAAUAUAUAGCAGACCAAUUUGGAAAUGCCGUUUGCGAAAUACUUGCCAACGAGGAAAUUCGGACAAUCAUCAAAGAACUCAAAACGAAAACAAAGUACGAUUUUAUGGUCACUGAGGCAUUCGCAACGAAUUGUUUCAUGGGAUUGGGACAUUACCUGAACAUUCCAGUGAUAAUUCUAUCGGCACAAACUUUAUAUCCCUGGGUGGAAGAUGCAAUUGGAAAUCCAUCGUCGGCUGCAAUUUAUCCAGUGAUACUUUCUUCGUUAGUAGAAAUUAAUUCAUUUUGGGACCGUCUGCAGAAUGUCGUGGAGGAACUUGUAUUAAAAUACAAAUUUUAUCACUACACGGAGAAAAUACAAACGAAUAUUAUAAGAAAAUAUAUAAGCGCCGAUUUACCAACAGUUAGUGAAUUAUCAAAGAGUCCGAUUUUAACUUUAAGUAACACUUACUUCAGUUUUAAUGGAAUAAGACCAUUCACUUCAAGUUUAAUUGAAGUCGGUGGAUUGCACAUUUUACAAGAUGACAACGUACUUACGCCUGAAUUGCAAAAAUGGAUGGACGAAAGUGAAGAUGGUGUUGUCUACUUUUCGAUGGGAACAAUAAUACUUGUCGAAUCACUGCCGAAAAAAGCAAUUCGUGCUUUUUAUUACAUAAUUCGAAAAUUGAAAUCAAUCAGAUUUUUAAUACGAGCUAAAAAUGUGAAUAUUUUUCCUAAAAUUCUAAAUAAUGUCAAGACUCUGCCAUGGAUACCACAAAUUCCAGUCUUAAGACACAAAAAUACCAGAGUUUUCAUAUCACACUGUGGACUUUUGAGUUCAAUGGAAGCUUUAUAUUUCGGCGUUCCAGUUGUGGGAAUUCCCGUGGCUGUAGAUCAAUUUUCAAAUAUGCACAAAUUGGUUCAAAGAAAUAUGGGCGUAAAAUUGAAUCUGAAUAAUAUUACAAAAAGUAUUCUUCGUCAAGUCUUAACGAGUUUAAUUAAUAAUUCAACGUACAGACAAGCUGCAAAAAAGGCUUCGAAACUUUUCAAAGAUCGGCCAUCACGUCCCGAAGAGACAACAAUUUUCUGGAUCGAAUAUGUCCUGAGAAAUGGAGGAAUUUUAAAAUCUCCUGCAGUGAAUUUGCACUGGGCUCAAAAUAAACUUUUAGAUGUUUAUCUAUUUUCGAUAGUUUUACUUAUUUUGAUUCUAUACGUCAGCGUAAAAAUUAUACGAAUAGUUGUUAAUCUUAAAAAUAAGGAUAAGACCGAGAAAAAAAAGAAAAAAACAAACUGAAUUUUCUUUUAAAAAUUUGGGCUUGUUUCCUAAUUGUUAGGACUUGUUUCAAUUUUCAAAUACAUUUGAUUGAAAUAAAAACUU